CGAAUUUUUAGCAUUCAAGGGAGCUCUCUCUCCAGUUUGUUACUACUUGCACGCGAACACUUGUUCCAUUUCUCAACCAACGCAAAUUAAUUUCUCUUCUUCACUUUAUCGAAAUGGUUAUGUGUAUAUGUUUCUUCUGCUAAAUCUGUUCUUUCUAAAUGAAGAACAAGUCUUAGGAGCUUGGGAUUAUCUUAUAUUUGUUUCUCUGAUUUUAUCAUGCUGGAUUUGAUUGAUCUGACAAAGAAAUAAAUGCUUAUGAUUAAGUAAGGCUUUGAGAAUUUAUAUGCUAUGGCGUGGUUUAGAGCUGGUUAUAGAGCAGCAAGAAUUGCCAUCAGGAAAACUCUUUCUCAGACUGCAUCAUAUGCAUCAAGAAUACAAUGCCUUCCUUGGCGGAAUCGGAGUUUUCAUAGUACAAUCUUCCGAGCUGCUGCCCCUAACUCUCAGCACCUUGCUGGAUUAUCUGAUAACUUCUUAGAUGCAACAAGUAGUGUUUACUUGGAAGAGUUGCAAAAAGCCUGGGAAGUGGAUCCCAAUAAUGUAGAUGAGUCUUGGGACAAUUUCUUCAGGAAUUUUGUCGGUCAGAAUCAGAAAGUACCAUCUGCAGGUGUUUCAGGACAGACAAUCCAAGAGAGUAUGAGUUUGUUGUUGCUGGUUAGAGCUUAUCAAGUUAAUGGUCAUAUGAAAGCAAAAUUAGACCCAUUGGACUUAGAAGAAAGAGAAAUUCCUGAUGAAUUAGACCCAUCUUUUCAUGGCUUUACAGAAGCUGAUCUUGAUAGAGAAUUCUUUUUAGGGGUAUGGAAAAUGUCUGGGUUCUUAUCAGAUAAUCGCCCAGUAAUGACUCUACGAUCUAUAUUAACAAGACUUGAACAAGCAUAUUGUGGACAUGUUGGAUAUGAGUAUAUGCAUAUAGAUGAUAGUGCUAAAUGUAAUUGGUUAAGACACAAGAUUGAGACACCAGUACCAAUGACAUACAAUCAAGAUAGACUUGAGUUAUUGCUUGAUAGGCUAACAUGGAGUACACAAUUUGAGAACUUUUUGGCUACUAAAAUGAAAGCAGCAAAGAGGUUUGGGCUAGAAGGUGGGGAGACUCUGAUACCUGGAAUGAAGGAGAUGUUUGAUAGAGCAUCUGAUCUUGGUGUAGAGAACAUAGUUGUUGGAAUGCCUCACAGAGGAAGAUUGAAUGUACUAGGUAAUGUUUUUCGUAAACCACUUGCACAGAUAUUUAGUGAAUUUGACAAGAAUGCAAAGGUAGGCGAUGAGAUUGGAGUUUACAGUGGUACUGGUGAUGUUAAAUAUCACUUGGGAACUUCUUAUGAUAGACCUACUAGAGCUGGGAAGAGAAUUCAUUUGUCACUUGUUGCAAAUCCCAGUCAUUUGGAAGCUGUUGAUCCACUUGUUCUUGGAAAAACUAGAGCAAAGCAAUAUUACACAAAUGAUCUCGACCGGACUAAAAAUAUGGCUGUUUUGAUCCAUGGAGAUGGUAGCUUUGCUGGGCAAGGUGUAGUUUAUGAAACCUUGCAUCUUAGCGCACUUCCUAAUUAUACCACCGGUGGAACUAUACACAUUGUAGUGAAUAACCAAGUAGCUUUCACUACGGAUCCAAGGUCAGGGAGAUCUUCACAAUAUUGCACUGAUGCUGCUAAGGCAUUGAAUGCCCCUAUUUUUCAUGUAAAUGGAGAUGAUAUGGAGGCAGUAGCUCAUGUGUGUGAGCUUGCAGCAGAAUGGCGCCAGAGUUUCCAUUCUGACGUUGUGGUUGAUAUAAUUUGCUAUCGUAGAUUUGGGCAUAAUGAGGUUGAUGAGCCUUUGUUCACGCAGCCAAAAAUGUAUAAGGUUAUUCAGAAUCAUCCAUCUUGCCUUGAAAUAUAUCAAAAUAAACUUUUAGAAUCAGGGAAGAUCACACAAGAAGACAUUGAUAGGAUACACAAAAAGGUUAAUGCAAUACUUAAUGAAGAAUACUCAAACAGCAAAGAUUAUGUUUCUAAAAGAAGUGACUGGCUUUCAUCUCAUUGGGCUGGUUUCAAGUCUCCUGAACAGCUUUCACGCAUCCGAAACACUGGGGUAAAACCAGAUAUUUUGAAGGAAGUUGGUAAAGCAAUAACAUUCCUUCCAGAUGAUCUAAAGCCUCACAAGCAAGUGAAAAAGAUAUAUAGUGAUAGGGCUCAAAUGAUUGAGACAGGAGAGGGCAUUGAUUGGGCACUUGCUGAAGCACUAGCUUUUGGAACAUUGCUACUUGAGGGUAACCAUGUAAGACUGAGUGGGCAGGACGUUGAAAGGGGUACGUUCAGUCAUCGACAUGCUAUGGUUCAUGAUCAGGAGUCAGGGAAGAAGUAUUGCCCUCUUGACCAUGUAAUGGUAGACCAGGAUGAGGAAAUGUUUACUGUAAGCAACAGCUCCCUUUCAGAGUUCGGUGUACUUGGAUUUGAAUUGGGUUAUUCAAUGGAAAAUCCAAAUGCUUUGGUUAUGUGGGAAGCUCAAUUUGGUGACUUUUCUAAUGGGGCUCAAGUGAUGUUUGAUCAGUUUUUGAGUGGUGGAGAAUCAAAGUGGCUACGUCAAAGUGGGCUUGUCGUGCUGCUUCCUCAUGGUUAUGAUGGCCAAGGCCCUGAACAUUCGAGUGCACGAUUGGAGCGUUUCCUUCAGAUGAAUGAUAGCAACCCCUAUGUGGUGCCUGAGAUGGAUUCAUUAGUGAGAAAGCAAAUCCAGGAAUGCAAUUGGCAGGUUGUGAAUGUUACAACUCCUGCUAAUUACUUUCAUGUAUUGAGGCGUCAGGUACACAGGGAGUUCCGUAAGCCUCUAGUAGUUAUGUCACCGAAGAAUCUGCUUCGCCAUAAGUCCUGCAAAUCAAAUCUAUCUGAAUUCGAUGAUGUUGAAGGUCACCCAGGAUUUGACAAGCAAGGAACCAGAUUCAAGCGACUUAUAAAGGACAAAAACGAUCACUCUGAUCUUGAAAAGGGCAUUAAGCGACUGGUUCUUUGCUCUGGAAAGGUUUAUUAUGACUUAGACGAAGAGCGAAACAGGAUUGAUGCCAAAGAUAUUGCGAUCUGCAGGGUGGAACAACUCUUUCCCUUCCCAUAUGACCUCAUCCAACGAGAACUGAAUCGUUAUCCAAAUGCGGAGAUAGUAUGGUGCCAGGAAGAGCCAAUGAACAUGGGAGCUUACAGUUACAUUGCGCCGUGUCUUUACACGACCAUGAAAGCCAUGGGAAGAGGAUCUUAUGAUGAUAUCAAAUACGUUGGCAGAGCUUCAUCCGCUUCUACUGCCACUGGCUUUUAUUCAAACCACAAAAACGAACAGACUCAGCUUGUUCAGUUAGCCAUGCAGCCUCAACCAAUCAAUUAGACUGCAAAAGUUAUUAGGAGAGACUGGAGGAAGACUGACUUAUCUACAAUUAAAGGGUUGGGGGUGCAUUUCCACCUUUGUUAUGAAUUGUCUUUUUAUUUUGAUGAUCAAAAUUUAAAGGAGCUAGAUUAUUUGAUGUAGCCUCCCCCACACCCCUGCCUAGAGAUGGAAGCAUAGUUAUGAAAUCCCACUCCGCUUGCUUGGGCGGAUCAACUUGGAGAACCGGUGCACCGAAUUUAAAAUUGAGCCAAUUUUUCUUUUGAAUCAUUUAAAGAAGAUAAUUAGAUUGAAUUGGUUAAUUUGUAAUUGAGCCAAUUGAUCCACAAUACUCGAUUGAUUUGACCUUAUUCUUUAA
This is a messenger RNA of Jatropha curcas, 3691 nucleotides long. RefSeq lists its product as uncharacterized. Gene Ontology annotation, molecular function: oxoglutarate dehydrogenase (succinyl-transferring) activity; thiamine pyrophosphate binding. Lineage: Eukaryota; Viridiplantae; Streptophyta; Magnoliopsida; Malpighiales; Euphorbiaceae. Gene Ontology annotation, biological process: tricarboxylic acid cycle. Gene Ontology annotation, cellular component: oxoglutarate dehydrogenase complex; mitochondrion. The record is from RefSeq and is a predicted model, not a curated record.